Molecule: messenger RNA, 1221 nt
Organism: Emericellopsis atlantica
Lineage: Eukaryota; Fungi; Ascomycota; Sordariomycetes; Hypocreales; Bionectriaceae
Product: Coproporphyrinogen III oxidase
Exons: 2
Coding region: 1-1221 (406 amino acids)
Cellular component (GO): mitochondrial intermembrane space; cytoplasm
Molecular function (GO): coproporphyrinogen oxidase activity
Source: RefSeq, a predicted model, not a curated record
AUGGCUGCGAGACGACAGGCACAACGUCUCGCGGCGCAACUUCGUCAGCUGCCGACGCACUCUGUCACACGCCAAUGGGGCUCGCCAAGGUCGCUAUCGACAAAGGCCAGCCCGCGUCAGUCUUCUCGCAGUUCCUGGCAUCUCUCCUUGAUCGGCGCAGCGGCUGUUCUGGGUGUUGCCGCUCCGCUGGCCUACCACAACAUCAAAUCAAACCCCGUCGGCCUCGACGCCUCGACCCUUGCCGAGAAAGAUGCCCAGAAGAAGCGCGAAGCUGCGAUCAGCGACGACUCGCCCAUGCGCCUACGGAUGGAACGCUUCAUCAAGGAGCAGCAACAGGUCAUUGUGCAAGCGCUCGAGAAGAUAGACGGCAAAAAGUUUCGCAAGGAUGAGUGGGACCGCAAGAAUGGCGGCGGUGGCAUCACCUGCGUUCUCCAGGACGGCAACGUCUUUGAGAAGGCUGGCGUGGGCGUCAGCGUCGUGUACGGCUCGCUCCCCAAGCCUGCGAUUGAGAAGAUGCGUGCGAACCACAAGAGCCUGGAUCCCACCGUCAACUCACUGGACUUUUUCGCUGCCGGCUUGAGCCUCGUGCUGCACCCGCACAACCCAAUGGCGCCGACGGUGCACCUCAACUACCGGUACUUUGAGACGGCCAACCCAGACGGUACCUCGCAGGCCUGGUGGUUCGGCGGUGGCAGCGAUCUGACGCCCUCGUACCUGUUCGAUGAGGACGCGAUCCAUUUCCACAAGACACUCAAGGAAGCGUGCGACAAGCACAACAAGGAAUUCUACCCCGAGUUCAAACAGUGGUGCGACGAGUACUUCUACAACAAGCACCGUGAGGAAUGCCGCGGUAUCGGUGGCAUCUUCUUUGACGACCUCGAUGAGGCGUCGCACGACCAGGAGAACACGUUUGCCUUUAUUCAAGACUGUCUCAAGUCAUUCCUGCCAUCCUACCUCCCCAUCCUCGAGAAGCGCAAGGACAUGCCCUUUACCGAGAAGGAGAAGGACUGGCAGCAGAUUCGCCGUGGCAAAUACGUCGAGUUCAACCUCGUCCACGACCGCGGGACGGCGUUUGGGCUGAACACGCCUGGCUCGAGGGUGGAAAGUAUUCUCAUGUCGUUGCCGCUGACGGCCACGUGGAAGUACAUGCACGAGCCAGAACCCAAGAGUCGGGAGCAGAGGUUGGUGGAUGUGCUCAAGGAGCCCAAGGAGUGGGUGUAG